Cavia porcellus (domestic guinea pig) is the source of this 2475-nucleotide messenger RNA. RefSeq names its product cytochrome P450 2D16-like. NCBI's taxonomy places the organism in Eukaryota, Metazoa, Chordata, Mammalia, Rodentia, Caviidae. Bases 907 to 2409 code for a protein of 500 amino acids. The transcript has 9 exons. Gene Ontology annotation, biological process: arachidonate metabolic process; xenobiotic metabolic process. The record is from RefSeq and is a predicted model, not a curated record. Gene Ontology annotation, cellular component: cytoplasm; intracellular membrane-bounded organelle. Gene Ontology annotation, molecular function: heme binding; oxidoreductase activity, acting on paired donors, with incorporation or reduction of molecular oxygen, reduced flavin or flavoprotein as one donor, and incorporation of one atom of oxygen; iron ion binding.
CUCAGGAGGAAUCUUCAGAUGACGAUGUGAAACAGUGGCUGGAAAGAAAGGCACACGCUUCUCCAUGGAAGGUCCAGUUAAAUGUGAGUUGAAGUAAGGAGUCAAGAAUCUUACAUCUUUCCAAGCAAAACGCCACUUGUAUCACAAAGACAAGUGGAACUGCCGUGGCUCUGAUGCACAAGCUCUCUCACCUUCUACGGAGAAGAAGCCUGGACUCCUCAUGGUCGAGUCCUGACAUGAGCACUGCUUGGUGCUGACAUUCUUCAGGCAUCUGUGUCCUGGGAACAGGUCUUCGUUUCUGUCCUCCAGGGUGGUCAGAUCGAGGUUCCCUGUGUGUGAGUGUGCUUGUGUGCUUCACAUGGAGAAGAGGCUCAGGGUGACCUGUUUGUCUGUGGCCUGGUCAGAAAGGCUGGAAAGCAGCUGGACCUGCUGGACGUUGCUUUUGAGAAUCCUUGGACACCAGUUAAUCCAUGUUGGACAGCAAAAUUCUCCAUGGAGCCUGCAUAACUGUCUUAGUGCAGUGUGAUAAACCAUCGCACAUUGCCAGAGUCCUGCUGGUUUGGCCUAUCAGCUCCCUGACCUUCCCCUGCUUUUGACUGUGCUUCUUGGAGCAGUGAUCCACCAUGGCCUAAUGAUGAAAUCCACAUAACCAGAUUGUCUAGUUCCAUGGAACUUUGGGGCAAGAGCCUGUGGAACUCUUCUGUCCUUGUCCCUCUCUGUACUCUCCAGUUGCACAACGAACACAGAGGUUGUCUCACAACAGAGGACAAAGGGCAACCUUAGCUGCUUUGUAAGAGCACAGCUGGUCUGCUGCAACAUGCAGGGAGUUGUAGAGUGUGCUUCAGGCUGAUUAGGGUGGUAAAAGUUCCAUUGGUGCAGUGGAAUCCAGUGGUCGCAAAGGCAGCCAUGGGGUUGCUGACUGGGGACGCACUGUUCUCUGUGGCUGUGGCCGUGGCUGUGUUCCUGCUCCUGGUGGACCUGAUGCACCGGCGCCAACGCUGGGCUGCUCGCUACCCACCAGGCCCUGUGCCUGUGCCUGGGCUGGGCAACCUGCUGCAGGUGGACCUCAAGAACAUGGCCUACUCUUGCUAUAAGCUGCGACAUCAGUUUGGGGACGUGUUCAGCCUGCAGUUUGCCUGGACUCCAGUGGUUGUGGUCAAUGGGCUGGCGGCUGUGCGGGAGGCUCUGGUGGACCAAGGCGAGGACACCUCAGAUCGGCCGAGAACACCCACUAACGAAGUCAUUGGCUUUGGACCAAAAGCCAAAGGGGUUAUAGGGGCACCCUAUGGGCCCGCCUGGCGUGAGCAGCGGCGCUUCUGUGUGUCCACCAUGCGCAACUUCGGCCUGGGGAAGAAGUCUCUGGAGCAGUGGGUGAACGAGGAGGCCGCCUGUCUCUGUGAUGGUUUUGCCAGCCAUGAUGGACGGCCCUUUCACCCCUACGGGCUGCUGAGCAAAGCUGUGUGCAAUGUGAUUGCCUCCCUCAUCUACGCACGCCACUUUGAGUAUGAUGACCCGAACUUUGUCAGGUUGCUGAAAUUCCUGGAGGACUUCAUGGUGGAUGACAGUGCCUUCAUGCUUCAGGUAUUGAACUCAAUGCCACUGCUCCUGCGCAUCCCAUGGGUGGCUGCCAAAGUCCUCCCUGCACAGAGGUCCUUCAUGGCUUUGAAUGAUGAGCUGUUGGCUGAGCACAACUCAGGCUGGGACCCAGACCAGCCUCCCCGAGAUCUGAUUGAUGCUUUCCUGAUGGAGGUGCUUAAGGCCCAGGGGAACUCCAAGAGCACCUUCAAUGAUGAGAAUCUUCGUCUAGUAGUUCUUGAGCUGUUUGCUGCAGGAAUGGUGACCACAUCAGUCACAUUGUACUGGGCUCUGCUCCUCAUGAUCCUGCACCCAGAUGUGCAGCGCCAUGUGCAAAAGGAGAUCGAUGAAGUGAUCGGACAGGAUCGAUGCCCAGAGAUGGCGGACCAGGCCCACAUGCCCUUCACCAGUGCCGUGAUUCACGAGGUGCAACGCUUUGCAGACAUUGCCCCAAUGAGUGCUCCACACAUGACAUCUCGUGACACCGAGGUGCAGGGAUUCCUCAUCCCCAAGGGAACUAUGCUCCUCGCCAAUCUGUCAUCAGUGCUGAAGGAUGAGACUGUCUGGGAGAAGCCCUUCCACUUCCACCCUGGACAUUUCCUGGACGCUGAGGGCCGCUUUGUGAAACGUGAGGCCUUCAUGCCAUUCUCCGCAGGCCACCGCAUAUGCCUCGGGGAGCCCCUGGCCCGCACGGAGCUCUUCCUGUUCUUCACCUGCCUGCUGCAGCGCUUCAGCUUCUCGGUGCCUGAAGGGCAGCCCCGGCCCAGUGAGCGUGGUGUGAUUUCCUUCGUAGUGUCUCCACCCCCCUACCAGCUGUGUGCUGUAGCCCGCUAGAAGAGGUGCUGUGUUCCUUCCUGUACCCAAGAUGGGAUGUACAGUAAACCAGUCUUGUGACUGUCA